GUGGAGCAGCGGGCACCGGGCCACCAGGCAGAGCAGCGAACACCGGGCCACCAGGCAGGGCAGCAGGCACCGGGCCACCAGGAGGAGCAGCAGGCACUGGGCCCCCAGGCAGGGCGGCGGGCACCGGGCCACCAGGCGGAUCAGUGGGCACUGGGCCCCCAGGCAGGGCGGUGGGCACCAGGCCACCAGGCGGAGCAGCAGGCACUGGGCCCCCAGGCAGAUCGUCGACUGGCAAGACUGCAGGCACCGAGUCGUCUGGCAAGACUGCGGGCACCGAGU
Molecule: messenger RNA, 279 nt
Organism: Staurois parvus
Lineage: Eukaryota; Metazoa; Chordata; Amphibia; Anura; Ranidae
Source: the annotation of a GenBank genome assembly